Messenger RNA from Aethina tumida (small hive beetle), 688 nucleotides. RefSeq names its product adenylate kinase isoenzyme 6 (gene Ak6). Lineage: Eukaryota; Metazoa; Arthropoda; Insecta; Coleoptera; Nitidulidae. Gene Ontology annotation, molecular function: ATP hydrolysis activity; AMP kinase activity; ATP binding. The transcript has a single exon. The record is from RefSeq and is a predicted model, not a curated record. Gene Ontology annotation, cellular component: nucleus; cytoplasm. Bases 81 to 623 code for a protein of 180 amino acids.
AUACUUUUGACAUUACCCACUUUUGAGGUUAUGUUUACAUGAGAACUUUCACAUGUUUUAACAUUUGAAUCAUUUUAAUCAUGGAAACAGUGCCAAAUACUAAAAGACAGGCCCCAAAUAUACUGGUGACUGGUACCCCAGGCGUAGGAAAGUCGACGUUGUGCCAAAAACUAUCCGAAUUGACAGGACUGCAGUGGCUAGAAAUUUCAAAAAUAGCCAAAGAGUACAAUUGUUUAGAAGAAUAUGAUGAAGUUUAUCAGUGUCCAGUGUUGGAUGAGGACAAACUUCUUGACGGACUAGAGGAAGUUAUGAGCAAAGGAGGUAAUAUUGUUGAUUAUCACAGCAACGAGUUCUUUCCAGAACGAUGGUUUGAUGUGGUAUUUGUGUUAAGAGCUGACAACACCACACUAUUUGACAGACUGACAGCUAGGGGAUAUACUGGCAAAAAACUGGAAGACAACAUUGACUGUGAGAUAUUCCAAACAAUUUUGGAGGAGGCAAAAAACUCAUAUAAACCUGAAAUAGUUCAUGAAAUGUACAGCUUAACUCCUGAACAACUAGAAGAUAAUUUGAACAAAAUAUGUCUGUGGCUGCAACAGUGGUUCCAGGAUAAUAAUAGUUGAUUUAUGUUAAUGUUAAUAUAAAGUGUGAAUGACCUUGUUUAUAAUAAAAUUGAUGACUAAAUCUU